AUGCUGAAAAGAGUUGAUCCCACAACCACCGUUCUUAUUACUUACUUACAAACAAUUGAUACUUCUGUUGAAACCGGGGUUCUUUUGGCUAGAGAAGAAGAAAAGAAGACUAAACGUUCGAAGAAGGUUGUUGCUGAAUCUUCUAAGAAUUCUGUGAAAGAAUCUACAUCAACAAAUAGUCCAAAGAAACUACCAAUCUCAGAGGCCGAGCCAAUCCAACCAGAAAUUGUUGUUGCUGAUACCCCUUCGACUCAAAAGGAAAUCAUUCCUGCGAAGACUGGGGUUUUUCGCAGAAUCAAAAUGAAGUCUAAGCAUAAGAGUAGAUCACCUUUAACCAAUGUUGUUCGCAAACCAUAG
Lactuca saligna is the source of this 357-nucleotide messenger RNA. Lineage: Eukaryota; Viridiplantae; Streptophyta; Magnoliopsida; Asterales; Asteraceae. The record is from the annotation of a GenBank genome assembly.